Molecule: messenger RNA, 1323 nt
Organism: Candida tropicalis MYA-3404
Lineage: Eukaryota; Fungi; Ascomycota; Pichiomycetes; Serinales; Debaryomycetaceae
Gene: ENO1
Product: phosphopyruvate hydratase
Exons: 1
Coding region: 1-1323 (440 amino acids)
Biological process (GO): glycolytic process
Cellular component (GO): phosphopyruvate hydratase complex
Molecular function (GO): phosphopyruvate hydratase activity; magnesium ion binding
Source: RefSeq, a predicted model, not a curated record
AUGUCCUUCGCCACUAAAGUCCACGCUAGAUCUGUCUACGACUCCAGAGGUAACCCAACUGUUGAAGUUGACUUAACCACUGAAAAAGGUUUAUUCAGAGCCAUUGUUCCAUCUGGUGCUUCCACUGGUAUCCACGAAGCUUUGGAAUUGAGAGAUGGUGACAAAUCUAAAUGGUUAGGUAAAGGUGUUUUGAAAGCCGUUGCCAACGUUAACGACAUCAUUGCCCCAGCUUUAGUUAACGCUAAAAUUGAUGUCAACGACCAAGCUAAAGUUGAUGAAUUCUUGUUGAGCUUGGACGGUACCCCAAACAAAUCCAAAUUGGGUGCUAACGCCAUCUUGGGUGUUUCCUUAGCUGCUGCCAACGCUGCUGCUGCUUCCCAAGGUAUUCCAUUGUACCAACACAUUGCUAACAUCUCCAAGGCCAAGAAAGGUAAAUUCGUUUUGCCAGUUCCAUUCCAAAACGUCUUGAACGGUGGUUCCCACGCUGGUGGUGCUUUGGCUUUCCAAGAAUUUAUGAUUGUUCCAAGUGGUGUUGACACCUUCUCUGAAGCCAUGAGAAUUGGUUCUGAAGUUUACCACAACUUGAAAUCCUUGGCCAAGAAAACUUACGGUCAAUCCGCUGGUAACGUCGGUGACGAAGGUGGUGUUGCUCCAGAUAUCAAAACUCCAAAAGAAGCUUUGGACUUGAUUGUCACUGCUAUUGAACAAGCUGGUCACACCGGUAAAGUUAACAUUGCUAUGGAUGUUGCUUCUUCUGAAUUCUACAAGGAUGGUAAAUACGACUUGGACUUCAAAAACCCUAACUCCGACUCUUCUAAAUGGUUGACUGGUCCACAAUUAGCUGACUUGUACGAACAAUUGAUUGCUGAAUACCCAAUUGUUUCUAUUGAAGAUCCAUUUGCUGAAGAUGACUGGGAUGCUUGGGUCCACUUCUACCAAAAAGUUGGUGACAAGAUCCAAAUUGUUGGUGAUGAUUUGACUGUUACCAACCCAAUCAGAAUUAAGACCGCCAUUGAAAAGAAGGCUGCUAACGCUUUGUUGUUGAAGGUUAACCAAAUCGGUACUUUGACUGAAUCCAUCCAAGCUGCUAACGACUCUUACGCUGCCGGUUGGGGUGUUAUGGUUUCCCACAGAUCUGGUGAAACCGAAGAUACCUUCAUUGCUGACUUGUCUGUCGGUUUAAGAUCUGGUCAAAUUAAGACUGGUGCUCCAGCUAGAUCUGAAAGAUUGGCUAAAUUGAACCAAAUCUUGAGAAUUGAAGAAUCUUUGGGUGCUGAUGCCAUCUACGCCGGUAAAGAUUUCCACACUGCUCACCAAUUAUAA